Punica granatum (pomegranate) is the source of this 1302-nucleotide messenger RNA. NCBI's taxonomy places the organism in Eukaryota, Viridiplantae, Streptophyta, Magnoliopsida, Myrtales, Lythraceae. The record is from RefSeq and is a predicted model, not a curated record.
UCAUUUCAACCCACCUGAACCCCCGCCGCGGACCGCCCAAUCGGAGCAGCGCGUGGCUUCCUCACUCCCUUCUCCCGUAGAUACGAAACCUCUGACCAUCUCUUUCUCUCUCUUUCUCCCCCUCAUUUCUUUCUCUACUCUCGGCGGCGGCGAGGAGAUAGGCUUCCGGCUACGAUGGCGACCGCCAUGCUCCGUCGGACAACCACCACCAUCUCCCGGCUCACAUCCACUGGCUCCGGCCCAUCCGCGCCGGCGCGGCUCAUCCUCUCGAGGCUGCUCGCGAGCGAGGUGGAGGCCCAGAAGGUGGAGCCCCAUGCAAAGGCGACGUCGACCACGAAGACCUUCUCAAUCUACCGGUGGAACCCCGACAACCCGACGAAGCCGGAGCUGCAGGACUACCAGAUCGACCUCAAGGAGUGCGGGCCCAUGGUCCUCGACGCCCUCAUCAAGAUCAAGAACGAGAUCGACCCUUCCCUCACCUUCCGCCGCUCCUGCCGGGAGGGGAUCUGCGGGUCCUGCGCCAUGAACAUCGACGGCUGCAACGGCCUCGCCUGCCUCACCAAGAUCCAGUCCUCCGGCUCCGCCACCACCAUCACUCCCCUGCCCCACAUGUUCGUGAUCAAGGACCUUGUCGUCGACAUGACCAACUUCUACAACCAGUACAAGAGCAUCGAGCCCUGGCUCAAGAGGAAGAACCCGCCCUCGGUCCCCGGGAAGGAGAUCCUUCAGAGCAAGAAGGACCGCGCGAAGCUCGAUGGCAUGUACGAGUGCAUCCUUUGCGCUUGUUGCAGCACGUCGUGCCCCAGCUACUGGUGGAACCCCGAGUCUUACCUGGGCCCUGCUGCUCUGCUCCAUGCUAAUAGGUGGAUAAGUGACAGCCGAGAUGAGUACACAAAGGAACGACUUGAUGCUAUAAACGAUGAGUUCAAGCUCUACAGGUGCCACACAAUCUUGAACUGUGCUCGAGCCUGCCCUAAGGGCCUGAAUCCUGGGAAGCAAAUCAUAAACAUUAAGCAGCUCCAGCUGACGAAGUAGACGGAAGAUAAGUUUGUAGCAGUCAAGUCUCUUCUGACCGAUGAUACUGAAGAGGGAGGAAACACUUUCCCAGAUUUGUGAACUGUUUGCCAAUGGAAUGAAUAAUAUAUGCUCAAUUUCAAUGAAUUCGCAAAUUGAAUCUGCUUGUAAUUGAUCUUAGGUCGAGAGUUGACAUCAUUUUGUUCGAAUAAAUUAUUUCUUGUAUCCAGUAUGAAUCUGUGAAGGAUUAUAGAGAAGUUGUGCCUAUCUAUUUCUCCAGCUUGUCUA